AUGUGCUGCUCACCAUCUGGUCUGGGUUUGUGUGACACAUGCCUUAUGGUUCUACCGUGCUGGCCCGGAGAGCACACACCACCAGUGCCAACUCUCGAUUUUCGACGAAUGUGCUGCUCACCAUCUGGUCUGGUUUUGUGUGGCACAUGCCUUAUGGUUUUACCGCGCUGGCCCGGAGAGCACACACCACCAGUGCAAACUGUCUAA
Molecule: messenger RNA, 207 nt
Organism: Strongylus vulgaris
Lineage: Eukaryota; Metazoa; Nematoda; Chromadorea; Rhabditida; Strongylidae
Source: the annotation of a GenBank genome assembly